Messenger RNA from Lolium rigidum, 4505 nucleotides. Its product is annotated as PH, RCC1 and FYVE domains-containing protein 1-like. Gene Ontology annotation, molecular function: metal ion binding. The coding region runs from base 1 to 3249 and encodes 1082 amino acids. NCBI's taxonomy places the organism in Eukaryota, Viridiplantae, Streptophyta, Magnoliopsida, Poales, Poaceae. The transcript has 10 exons. The record is from RefSeq and is a predicted model, not a curated record.
AUGUCGGACACGUCCUCGGUUCUCGGCGGCGUCCGGGCCGGCCCGCCCGUCGAGCGCGACGUCGAGCAGGCUAUAACCGUUCUCAAGAAAGGAGCCUACUUGUUGAAGUAUGGGCGUAGAGGGAAGCCAAAAUUUUGUCCAUUUAGGUUAUCCAAUGACGAGUCCGCAUUGAUAUGGUUUUCAGCGAAAGAGGAGAAACAUCUAAAGCUGAGCCAUGUGUCCAGGAUAAUGCCUGGCCAACGGACUGCAAUAUUUCAAAGGUAUCCACGACCUGAGAAGGAAUGUCAGUCAUUUUCUCUUAUUUCGCAUGACAGGUCACUGGACAUUAUAUGUAAGGACAAAGAUGAGGCGGAAGUGUGGUUUGCUGGGCUGAAAACUUUGAUUUCACGUAGUCAUCAAAGAAAAUGGAGAACUGACUCGAGAAGUGAUAGCGUUUCCUCUGCUGCAACUAGUCCAAGGACUUACACGCGACCGAGCUCUCCAUUGAGCUCUCUUUUCAACAGAAACGACUAUGUCAAUAAGGAUUUCAAUGAAAACUACCGCCUUCGUAGUCCAUAUGGGAGUCCACCAAAGAAUGGCUUGGAGAAGGCCUUUUCAGAUGCUGUGUUAUAUGCAGCUCCUCCCAAGGGCUUCUUCCCAUCAGAUUCUAAUACUGGAUCAGUCCACUCUAUGUCAUCUGGACAAUCAGAUAACACAAAUGGGCACUCGAGAGGCAUCCCGAUGGAUGCUUUCCGGGUCAGUUAUUCAAGUGUUGUUAGCUCAUCAAGUCACGGUUCUGGCUAUGACGAUGGUGAUGCUUUAGGUGAUGUUUUAAUAUGGGGAAAAGGAAUUGGGGAAGGAGUUCUUGGUGGUGGUAGCUCGAGGACUGGAAGCUCCUCAGGUGCAAAGAUGGAUUGUCUUGUACCUAAACCAUUAGAGUUUGCUGUGCGACUUGAUGUGCAGAACAUAUCUUGUGGAGGAAGGCAUGCUGCACUUGUCAGUAAACAAGGCGAGAUCUACUCCUGGGGCGAGGAAUCUGGUGGGCGGCUUGGUCAUGGUGUUGAUUGUGAUGUCGCACAUCCAAAGCUCAUUGAUGCUCUAACUCAUAUGAACAUUGAGCAGGUAUCCUGCGGUGAAUACCACACUUGUGCUGUUACACUAUCUGGAGAUUUGUAUACAUGGGGGGAUGGCACCUUCAAAUUUGGGCUUUUGGGCCAUGGCAAUGACGUCAGUCACUGGGUACCAAAAAAGCUGCAUGGGCCAUUGGAGGGUAUACAUGUAUCAUCAAUUUCUUGUGGCCCUUGGCAUACAGCCAUAGUAACUUCCGCUGGGCAGCUGUUCACAUUUGGAGAUGGCUCUUUUGGAGUUCUAGGCCAUGGAGACCGCGAGAGUCUCUCUGUCCCCAAGGAAGUGGAAUCUCUCAAAGGGCUUCGGACGGUGCGGGCUGCUUGUGGUGUUUGGCACACUGCUGCAGUUGUAGAAGUAAUGGUUGGGAAUUCAAGUUCUAGCAAUUGUUCAUCUGGAAAGAUAUUUACGUGGGGCGAUGGUGAUAAAGGCCAUUUAGGACAUGGUGACAAGGAAUCGAGGCUUGUCCCAACAUGUGUUGCUUCUUUGGUGGAGCCCAAUUUUUGCCAGGUUGCUUGUGGUCAUUGCUUGACAGUGGCUCUUACAACAUCAGGACAUGUGUAUACAAUGGGGAGUGCUGGUUUUGGCCAACUUGGAAAUCCACAAGCAGAUGGUAUGCUUCCUGUACGUGUUGAAGGGAAGCUCCACAAAAACUUUGUUGAGGAGAUCUCUUGUGGUGCUUAUCAUGUGGCUGUUUUGACCUCUAGGACUGAGGUCUACACAUGGGGUAAAGGUGCAAAUGGUCGGUUAGGUCACGGGAAUACUGAUGAUAAGAAUACUCCUACAUUGGUUGAAGCACUAAAAGAUAAGCAAGUCAGGAGUGUUGUUUGUGGAACUAAUUUCACUGCAGCAGUAUGCAUUCAUAAAUGGGUAUCUGGAGUUGAUCAGUCAAUGUGCUCAGGAUGCCGUCAGCCUUUUACCUUGAGGAGAAAACGUCAUAAUUGCUACAAUUGUGCUCUGAUAUUUUGCCAUUCCUGCAGCAGUAAAAAAUCUCUGAGGGCUUCAUUGGCACCAAAUCCUAGCAAACCUUAUCGUGUUUGUGAUAGCUGCUACAGUAAACUGACCAAGCCACUCGAAACAGACAUGUACUCUUCAGCUAAGCAGGGAGCUGUUGUUGUACAGGGAUUUAGCAACACGGUUGAGGAUGAGCUGGAAACAAGGUCAAACGCUAAACUAUCAAGAAUGUCUUCAAUGGAAUCGUAUAAGAACAUGGAUAGUAGAUAUUCAAAGAAAAACAAGAAGUUUGAUUUUAAUAGCACCCGUGUUUCCCCCAUUCCAAACAGCGGUUCACACUGGAGUGGACUCAACAUUUCAAGAUCCUUCAAUCCUGUAUUUGGGUCUUCAAAAAAGUUUCUCUCAGCAUCUGUUCCUGGAUCCAGAAUCAUUUCUAGGGCCACAUCACCUGUUUCAAGAAGGUCGAGUCCUCCACGUUCUACAACACCAACACCUACUUUGGGGGGUCUAACUUCUGGAGGUGUCCUCAGUGGCGCCAAGCCAACAAAUGAUAGCCGGACUCAAGAAGUUCUAAAUUUGAGGUCCCAGGUGGACAAUCUUAGUAGGAAGUCUCAACAUCUCGAAGUUGAGUUGGAGAGAACUACCAAGCAAUUGAAGGAAGCUCUUGCCAUUGCAGGGGAGGAAACCGCAAAGUGCAACGCAGCGAAGGAAGUAAUCAAGUCACUGACUGCACAAUUGAAGGAGAUGGCAGAGAUGUUACCUGGAGGAGCAGCCAAGAACGGGAAGUUACCACCCCUUUCUGGAAUUUCUGUGCCAAGUGAUAUACAUGCCAUGGUUGCUGAAAGUUUGGGCAGCCCAGUAAGUUCCGGAGAACAAGAACAAAUUUCAGAUGGUAGUAAUGGAUUGUUUGCUUCUAAUGGACCAAGUUCUGUUAGGAACAAGGCAAGCCAUCAAGAAAUGACCAAUAAUGGGGGUAUACCACAGGAUUCAGAAUCCCAAAAUGAGGCUGAAUGGGUAGAGCAAGAUGAACCAGGUGUUUUUAUUACUCUCACUGCUUUACCUGGAGGGGCCAGAGACCUCAAGCGGGUUCGGUUCAGCCGGAAGAGAUUCAGUGAGACACAGGCAGCAAAAUGGUGGCAAGGGAACAGAGCGAGGGUAUAUCUGAAGUACAAUGUUCGCAUGGUUGACUAGGACGCGAUUGUAUAGUGAUGUUAUGCCGGUUCACAAGAAAACAUUUCCGCCCCACCACACGCUGUCUGAAAUGGCACCAACCUCGUGCUGCAUGUCGUUGAACUGCUUGAUACAAGUGUGUUCACUGUGCUGUUUCUUAAUCAUAGUGUGUUCAGUGUGCUUUCUGAUUUGGGUGGUGCAUAGGUGCUGCCGCUGGAGGCGGAGAGAAGGGUAAGAGGAGGAUCCUGGUGGGGAGGAAUGUGCACACGGCGUGCUUUGCAGUGAAGGUUCCUGGUGGGGAGGAACAUUCACUGUUCCAUUCACCGUCUUGCGAUCUAUGAUAUUUUCCAGCUUCUUCCAUAAAAAGUUUAGGUUGCGGUGUUCUGUGCUACCAUGCCUCCUGAAAAUUUUCAGCUUCCGUGCUACCAUGCCUCCUGAAGCCCUUGAGAUAACCCGCAAGCCCGUGAGGAUUCUUGUUAAGGAAGACGAGCUUACCCUUCAGUGUAUCUAGCAAUUCUAUGUCAAUGUGGAGAAGGAAGAGUUGAAGCUGGAUUACCCUCUGUGGUCUGUACAUACCUUGGCUAUUACCCAGAGUGUCAUCUUAGUGAACACCCAACGCAAGGUGGACAACAAGAUGAGGGGAAGGGACCACAGUCUCUGCUACACACGGACACAUGGGCCAGAACACCAGGGACAUCAGGGAGUUCAGAUCUGGGUCUUCUCGUGUGCUCGUCGCCACUGACCGGAUGGCUUGUGGUAUCGGUGUCCAGCAAGUCUCUACCGUCAUCAACUACGACCUGCCGACUCAGCCUGAGAAACACCUCCAUCGCACUGGCAGAUUUUGGAGAUAGGGAGUUGCCAUCAGGUUUGUCACCCGCGGCAUCGAGAGGACUCUGUUCGACAUCCAGAAGUUCCAUGUACAGCAUUGCCACCGAGGAUGCUCCCGGCCAAUGUUGCUGAGCCUCUAUAGGUUAUGAUCUUAGGUAUUCAGCAAGGUUGGAUAAGAGUUUAGACAUCUCCUACUCUUUUCAUUUUCGAAGAGUGGUAAUAUCUCGGUUUAUUUGUAUCGUGGUUAAGGAUGGUUUCUUAGUUUUUCUUUUUUGUAUGCGAUGUUCAGAAAUUUUUGUACUGCGUAGGCUGUUCUGUUUCCUGGGCUAGCUGGGAUGGAGUUACACAACCUCUGUAUUUCUGAUAUCUCAAAAACUAUGUUCUGCUGUGUAAGUAUUGUCUAUAUGCUGCAAUUGGAAAAGUUCUCCUCAAACAUAUUUUCUUACUCG